Messenger RNA from Racocetra fulgida, 462 nucleotides. The record is from the annotation of a GenBank genome assembly. NCBI's taxonomy places the organism in Eukaryota, Fungi, Glomeromycota, Glomeromycetes, Diversisporales, Gigasporaceae.
AUGACUACUAUCACAGGUAAAUCCCAACUAACCGAAAGAAUAUCUAAAAAAAUAAAAUUAACUAAAAAUCAAAUUGACAGUGUAAUCACUAACUUUUUAGAAGAAACCAAAAAAUCUUUACUAAAAGGUGAAGAGGUUCGUUUGCAAGGCUAUUUUACUUUAAAAACGGCUAUUACUAAACCCCGUAUGGCUAUGAAUUUACAGACUAAAAAAAAGAUGAAAGUUCCGGCUAAAAGAGUGCCGAAGUGUAAAUUUAGUGUGAGUUUAAAAGAGGAGAUUAGCCAAGUUUACCUAAUUUUGGAAUUAGAAAAUGGAGAAUCUAUUCUGGUUUUUGGAGGCAAAGUAAAUCAGGAAAGUAAGGGUGUAGAAAUCCCACCAAUUAAUCAGAGAUUAAUUUACUUUACUUACUUGGAAACCCUAAAAGAUGGCUAUUUACUUUUUGCCGAAGAAUGGCAGGCUUGA